Molecule: messenger RNA, 1272 nt
Organism: Mucor mucedo
Lineage: Eukaryota; Fungi; Mucoromycota; Mucoromycetes; Mucorales; Mucoraceae
Exons: 6
Coding region: 56-1255 (399 amino acids)
Source: RefSeq, a predicted model, not a curated record
AAAAUCUCUGUUUUCCCUUUUUUUACCUUUCAUUAUUUUUCGGUGAUUUUUAAAUAUGAGCACUUGCUCUUCGCAUAUAACACCUGCAGUCACUCUCAAUGACGAAAUGCUGCAUGAUUUUCCGUUAACCACAGAAGACCCGGUGGCUGGUGCAGAGCUUCAAAAAGAAGUCGAACGUAUCAAUAAGGUUGAUCCUGAAGAUAAUCAAGUUCCUACAGCCAUAAUUUUUAAGAAGGACGAGCCCAACAAAAUUAUCCCUGGUAGUUUCAGCAGUGGCAGUGAUGAUGAUAUAACUGUUUUGGAUGAUGAAGAAGAGCACCCUGAAAUUAUUGUCGACAGUCUCGAUAAAAAGGCAUCAUCAUCACCAGACGAUUCAGAUUCAGAUGAGACCGAUGAUGAACUAGCUCGUAUCACCGAAGCAAACCGCUUUAUUCCAAUGGAUGAUCACAAAAAAAUCUCUGAAAUUAAAUCAGCGGAAAAUGAUGUUCUCAGACGAAAAUCCUUAAGAAGUCAAAGUGUUUCUAUUAGACGAGACCUUCUUGUUUUUUCUGACUCUCCUAUUGUAACAAAAAAGGCUGAUAGAAUUAUCGUUCAUAAUCAUUAUGGGGCUGGACCAGAGGGUAGGCUUGAAAAGGAUGCAAGGCCUUCACGUCGUAGUAGGGGUUAUCUCGUAGCCUGUGAUUUUAGUGAAGAAAGUUUUCACUCGAUCGAAUGGACAAUGGGUACGAUGAUGAGAGAUGGUGAUAGACUAUACGUUGUUACGGCCGUAAACAGAGAGGAUAAUCCAGAAACUGUUAAACAAACUGGGCUAUCUUUAUCAAAUGAGUUGAAAAAAGCGUCAGACUCUGUUACAGAUGAAGCUAAACGAAUGAUGAGUCAAAUGCUAUUAUUUGAUGUCGAUCUUAUCACAUACGCUAUCAGUGGAAGAGUAAAGGAUGUUUUAUGCAAACUUAUCGAUGAAUUGCCCUUAACAAUGGUUGUUUGUGGAAGCCGAGGCAGGGGAACAGUGAAAGGAUUACUUAUGGGUUCAAUCUCCACGUAUCUUGUACAUAAAUCAUCUGUGCCCGUUUCAGUUAUUAGACCCCAAAAUAAGAAGAAAGCCGCUAACAAAAGACCUCUCCAUGCAGCCGCCCUUAGUCAAAGUGUCAAAUCAGGCCAAUUGGCAGUUGAUGAACUCAGCAAACCCAGUUCAGAGCCCACAAGCGGUACAGAAACAACCGCACCCGUUACCACCCUUCCAGCUAAAACGAAGUAAAAAAAAAGGGUCAAACA